Molecule: messenger RNA, 39169 nt
Organism: Cinara cedri
Lineage: Eukaryota; Metazoa; Arthropoda; Insecta; Hemiptera; Aphididae
Source: the annotation of a GenBank genome assembly
GUGUGCAUGUGUAUAAUCUCGUUAAUAAUAAUAAAACCCAGUGUGCGCUCUCUUGUCAGAAAUGAUUGGCUUCCUUAAAAUCGAAUUAAGUCUAACAGGAUAAAAGGACCGCGGACACCGAAUAGCAGCAGCAGGCCAUCACGAGCGCGUGCGUCUGUCUGUGUGUGCGUGCGCGUAAAAAACCGCACAACAACGGGGAACGCAGUGUGGUCGCCGGUCGGAGUGUCGUCGUCGGUCGGGUACUCGGUCCGAGUACGAGACUACAACACACCGCCAGUAGUGGGCAUUCGCGUCGAAGUUGUCGCCCGGUCGCCGUUUUAACGUUUUUGUUGCCGUCGUACUCAUAGUAACCGCAGUAGUAGACAGUAGUAGUAAUACAUUGUUGCUGUUGCUGUUGAUUGUACGCCGCCGUUUCGUCGGACAGCAGCACCGACACCCGGUGUAAGUUGACGUCCAGUCUCCGAUCACUCAGUGUGCGUGUGUAUGUGUGCGAGCGCGCGCGCGCGACAGAUACGACGACGGUGGUGUAGAUUAAAAUUUCCGGUCGACCGUUCACACAUCAGCUGCUGCACACGGGCCGCCGGAUCGUGUACAUAAUAUUAUAUACAUAAUACAAAUAUAUAUAUAUAUAUAUAUAUAUAUAUAUUUAUUCGCCACACGGCCGCCGCGUCUUCACUCUCACUCCCGCUCACUCGGUAGAGCUAGCGCGCGCACACUGCCGCCGUCACCACACCCAGCCGCGCGCCGGCGAGACGACCGCCCCAGCCGAGUACGCGAUAUCGCCGUAGUGCCGUACCCACACGCACACGCACACACACACACAUACACACGUAUACACAGACGUAUUAUACAUACAGAGUAUACAUAUAAUAUAAGUGCAUGUGUGUGUGUGUGUAAUAUCAAUUGAUAAUCGGAAUACGCGAAAAAUCGUAUUUCGUUAAACGGGGUUUUUUUGCACCGUAAGUGUGUGCGUGCGUGUGUGAUUUUCGUGUGCGGUCGCUGUCAGUGUCUGCCUGUGUGUGUGUGUGUGCGUGUGUUUCGUGUUCGUUCAGUUUUUUGUGCGUUCGAUCGUCGCCGUCGGGGUAGUGCUACUCGGUAUACAGUUUCCAGGCCUUCUCGACAGUAUCCAGCACAAAAGACGCGUACAUGGACCGUGGUGUGCCGCCGGUAAUCGCCGCCGUCCUAGGGUGACGGGCGGCCAACGCAUUUUGGCGGAGGCGGUGGACGUGGACGACACAACAACACACGGUGGUGCGUUAUUAGUGAGGCACGGCGCUGCGGUCACUGUGGAGUGGCACGAGGCGUCUGCUGCUGCUGCUGCUGCUGCUGGCCGCAUUGGUGGUGGAGGAGGUAGUGAGAACGGCGGGUGGACAGCACAGCAGGUAAUAACGGGCGCGCCACAGCAGCCCACUGUCCUCCGUCGUCGUGGUGGACCGGGCCGCAAGGUGCUGCUACUAUUUCCGCUGCAAUGGCGUGUUGCCUGUCCGAAGAGGCGAAGGAACAGAAGCGCAUCAAUCAGGAGAUCGAAAGACAGCUGCGGCGAGACAAGAGGGAUGCCCGGCGAGAGCUUAAACUCCUGUUACUCGGUAAGUACCUACCGCUGACUACAUCUUAGUAAAUGUAUAAAGAUAGGUAUGUAUGAUAUUAUCACACACUCAAAAAACUGACCGUCAGUCCAAGAUAGAGCUCUGACUUGAUCCAAACUAUAGGUAGAUAUAUGUACUUAUACAACAUUGUAUAAACAAAAUUUGUUCAACCAAACCCAUUGAAUGUUGAGGUAUCUUCUAACUAAUCAAUCUAUUUAGUCAAGACUUUUUUUUUUAACUAUUUUUAAUAUAUAUGAAUCUGUAUAUUUCUGGGUCUAUUUAUACAUAUCCUAUUGUACGCUUGGAUAACUGUAGAAGAUGCAUUAAGUAUUUUCUACUUUUUAAGUACCUAUGUUGGUUCCCAAGAUUUAUUUUUCCUUUGAAUAUAUUUUUAAUUGUAUAUACUAUAUAGGUACUUAUGAGGGUAAUUACCUUUGUAGGUAAGACAAUGUACUGAAUUAGGGUAUUAUAAUAUGCUACCUAUAUACUUUACAUGGAUAAAUUGGAUGUAAGACAGAUUACCUAGGAAAAUUUAAGACAUCAAUACGGGUGUCGGAUACAGAAAAGUAAUUGGGUAGGUAUAAUAUAGUAUACCAAAGAAUACAACUUCUUAUGUAGGUAUGUGUAUUUUAGCUGAAAUGAAUGAUUAAAUUACAUUUAAGUUGGUAAUUAGAUAGGUAAGUAUUACAAUUUUAAAUUAUAUUACCUAACAUGACCCAAUUAAAUUCCUAUGGUUUAAUUUAAAAUAACUUUUUUUUUCAUGAUUAAUAUUUUUUGUUUCUUAAAUCAUCAACCGAACAAUUCAUAUAUUUAGAAAAAAUUAACACCAAUGAGUUUGGUACAUAUGUAACUGUCUUGAUUAGUUAAUCAAACUAAUACCUUGUCAAAAGAUAAUUUAGAAAUUAUAUCAUUGUUUUGUUUUUUUCAUUCCUUAGGAUUAGUUAAUUGAUUGUUAUAGACCUCUAUCCAUUGUGUUACAAUCCUCUAGAACAAAAUAAUGGUUUAGUUUUCCCUUUCUUUCUCUAUCGUAGUUGAUAAGCCAGUUCUUAAUUGAUCAUCAACAGACCGUCUAGCGUCUACCAACAGUGAGUGGUAGCAGUUUUGCUGCUCUCUGCUACCUCCUUUAAAUUACCUCUUACAAUAAACCAGAGUGACUUUGAUCCUAUUCUAACCACAAACCUUGAUCAAUAUCAGAUACUAAUCUUUAAACAAGAACUUGUGUUAUAUGUUACCUACUGUAAAUGCUACUUUCUAAAAACUGGUACAUUUUAUGUAUACUACCUACCAAUCAUUGUCAAGUAUUUUAAAGUUUUCUUUUAAGUUAUAAAUGUAUUGUUUUAUUUCGUUCCAGAUAACUUGGAAUAAAUUGUUAUGUAGAUACUGUAUUAACAGAGUCUAUCACUAUUCCUCUCACAGUUGAAAUUGUAACAAAUUUGUUCCUCCUCAAGUUUUUAUUCUGUACUAAGGUUUAACAUGUCUUCAUAUACAUACGAGUAUGCAUAUUAUUGUUUUUAAUUGUGGCCUUAUGAAAGGGACCAAUGAAAAACUCAGAAUGUUUGAUUGUUUUAUGACGAUAACUUAUACAUCCUCCUAAAUCAUUUAAGGUAUUAUAUGUCUAGUAUUGAUAUGAAAAAAUGAUGGGUCCUUAUCAGAUUAAUUUCAUUAAUAUAUUUUAUAUUUGAAAAUAUAGGUAAUGAAAAUUGUAUUUUUAAAUCUUGUUUUCUGGUAGCCGACAAAUUAAUAGGUUGGUAGCAUACGACAUGAGUACUAUAAAUUUUAAAAGCAUCUUAAGUGCCUACCUAUGUAUAAAUUUAAUUCUUAGAAUCGUUUAAACAAUUAUAAGAUGUAUGUCUUUAUAAUUGGUGCCUACUAAAAUGAGUAACCGACACACCUAAGUAGAUAGUUGCAUAUUAUAGUAACAGUAGUGCUGUAAGUGGUAUUGUCAUUUACAAUAUACACACACUUUAUAGGUACUUACAUGCAUUUUUCCUUUUCUUUGAAACAAAUCUAAUACCCCCACAAACAUUUUUGUCAAUAUGUUUUACUUUUUAAGGACCAUAGAGAUUAUAUUGGUUAUAAUUGAGGUUAUAAUAUAGAUAGUAUUACCAUAUCUUUAUAUGCGAAGACGUUAGGUAUACGUGCAGUAUUUCAAACUAUCUAUAUUAAAGAUAUUAAAUUAAUUUUCACUGGUGGGGAUAGUAUAGAAUAGUUUUAAAUUCUCAGUUAAAGUUAGUAUAUAAUAUGUAUCUACCUAUAUUAUAUAUAUUAAGUAUUAUUUUUUCCUCUGUAUGGUUUCAUUUAACUUAAUUUACAUUAUAGUCACACAUAUUAUUAUUGGCAUUAAACAAUUGGGUAACUGAAUAAAUAACAUUUUAUAAAUAAGUCAUUAAUUCCAUGAUGAUAAUUAUAAAAACUCCACAAUACUACUAAAAUAGAAAAUGUAUAAAUAUCUAUUAUUAAAAUUAAUAAUAUUAAGUUAGGUAGGUAAGUAGAUAUUUACCCAUUUAAAUUGCAAGUAAAUUGUUUAAAAAUUUCAAUAAUUUCGCUGUUAAUUUUCAGAAGGUUGAUUUUUUCACUAUUAAGCACUCAAAGUGGCCACUACUGAAAAAUGUAACACUUAACAAAUUGGUAUUUUUUUUUUUAUAAUUUUAGGUAUUUAUAUCUAAAAAGUGUUUCUUUGGAGAAAAUUGAUACAAUAAAACAACAAUUUAAAGAAAUACAUGUUUGCUCACAGAUAUUAUAAAAAAUACAAAGAAAAAAACAAUGUUCUCAUUAGUCUAUAGCAUUCUAUAAUUUUAGAUUAUGUGAAUGUUUUUCAAACUAAUUAUUGUAACAGUUAUUUAUCUAGCAUAUAGGUUGGUUCUAGGUACUAAUUUUAUUUCAGAUGGUACAUAUUAUAUUGUAUUUAACAAAUUUAAAAAUAUAAUAUUUAGAUUGGGUACUUACCCAAAAUAAAAAUAAUUGAUUGAACUUUUAAUCUAUUUUUAUAGCUUACCUAUAGCUCGGUCAAUAGGUAUACUGAUAUUGUUUACAUUUAUUUUUGUUUCACUUGAAAGAUUUUAUGUUUAUCUUCAUCAUAAUACUUUGUGUUUGUUUCUAUGCAGAUUUAUAGUUAAUUAUUACCAAACUAUGGUUUCUAUUAGUAUUCAGGACAUUAUCAAAAUUUGUAUUAUCUAUUCUAAUAUUCUCAAUAGGUGAGGCCAAUAAAAUAACACAUACAUGUACCUAUGUAAUUGUAAUUACAAAUUUUUCAGAUCAUUUAAUUUAAAAUUAGGUAAAUUAAUAAUCCAUGAUCAUAAUCCAAUAAUCCAAGAUUCUUGUUAUCUAACACAGUCAACUAUAUUUGAUAAUGUUAUAUGGUAAUAAUAUUAUUCUUAUUUCAUAGUAGCUUUCAAUUUGACUUCAUUGUGCGUAUAUAUUACCUAUUCAAAAUUUUAAAAAACCAAUUAUGAUUUUUCAAUAAGAACAUUAGCUAUAUGUUCAUAAUUUGAAAUAUUUAACAGUAGCUAGUAUGCCUAAUUGAUUAGGAAUAUACAUUUAAUUUUAAUACUGCACUUGCGCUGUAAAUCAAUCCAAACUAUUGUUGUAGAUAGACACACAUUAGUUUAAUACAUAAAUCUCCAGAUAAUGCAUCUAGGUAAAGAAAAAAACAACAUUUUUAUGUUUAAUAUUUUCCUAUCCUGAUAAAUUGUAAGUAUAUUAGUAUCUUUGAACCGGUCAAUAAAACAUUAUAAAAAAGUCUUCUCACCAUUAGUACACCCCCACACAGUAUUUUCCAACCCGUUUGAUCAGUUGACAACCUGUUUUUCGUUUGUUCUGAUUGCUAUAUAUUAUUGAGUUGUACCUUCUAGGUACAAACAAAUUUAAUUAUUAUUUAAACAAAUAUUUAUUUACCUAUGAUUUCUAUAAAUUAAAUGUUAUGUUUAAAAACUUUUUGUAUGUUAUAAUCUUAUAGUAUGAACACAUUUAGAGUGUUAUCAAUUUGAAUAGUCUAUUCCAAACAAUAGGCUUGAGGAAUGGAAAAUAGCACUUAAAGAACAGAAGUAAGUAUAAGUAGAAGUAAAACAGAAUAUAUAGAGUGUGAGUUAAAGGAACAGGACAAGACACCUAAUGACAAUAAGCAGUGAAGGUUGAGAGCUUUAAGUAGGUAACUAGAAUCUUUUGUUUAAAAGAAUGGUAGCUUUGAUGAGGAAGUGAAGCAUAGGAUUAAGUGUGGUUGGAUUAAGUAGAGAAAAGCAUCAAGUGUUUUAUGUAACUAGAGAAUUUAAACGAGACUUCAAGGUAAGUUCUACAAGAGUGUGGUGAGACUGGCUAUGUUGUUUGGUUUGCAGUAUUAGGCAGUUGACUGAAAAAAAUAAAACAUAAAAUGACUGUAGCAGAAAUCAUAGUGCUUAGGUGGAUGAGUGGAGUGACAAUAAAAGAUAUGAUAAGGAAUAAGUACAUAAGAGGUGUGAUUUUGACAGUAGACAUAAUGAGAAAAAAUAAACUGUAAUGAUUUGGACAUAUCAUGAGGAGAAAGAAAGACUGGAAAAAAGGUGGCUGGGUGCGAUUGAGUAUGAUAUGAAGAUGGCGGGUGUAUGUGAGGACGAUGUGGGGAUCGAAUUUAUGACAAAUAGUUGGUGAAAGAGAAGAAAUACUUAAUAAUAAUGUUGGCAAUGAAAUUAUGGGCAUCCCUGAUUAUUCUAGAAGAAUGUUACUUACCAUAAUUAUCUAUUUAUUAUUUUCACCUACUUACACUAUAGAAAUUUUGUUUUUAUAUUUAUAAUUCAAUAACUACUUAGUUUUUUUUUUUAACAAAAUUUUUUUUAAGAAAUAUUGUUUAUUUUCAGUACUUAACCUAAUUGUUUUAACUUAGAUCUUAGGUAGGCACUUAUGUGUUUAUGUAUUAUGCAUAUUGUAUUUUUUGUUUUAAUUUUUUAAAUUAUUUUUGUUAAGUAUUAGAAUUUCAACAUUUGACAGAUUUAUUUAAAUUGAAAUGAUUAUGGAAUUGAUUGUUUAAAAAUUAAUGAUAAUAUAAUUGAUUGAUACAUAAUUGAUGGUUUAAAAAAAUACAUAUUUUGGAAUGAUUACCAAAGGGUGCCAAUGCUAAAUAUUAUUAUUUAUUAUCAUUAUAAGUAGUGAUAGUUUAUUUUUCUUCAUUUUAAAUUAAACCCCAAUCAGAAUAUCAUGGAGUUAUUUGUAUGCAUCAAGUAAGAUCAUUUAAAUUUAAACAAAGGAAUUUUUAAAUUUUGGUAUUAAUCAAAUGUGUUUUAACUAUCACAGUUCUUUUCUUGAAUAUUUAUGAUCACUUGCACAUGGUGUUUUUAUUUGAUAUAAACUAAAAAUGGCUAAUAAAAAUGUAAUAGUAGAUCACUUGUCCUAAAUAUACAAUUAGGUAAGUACCUACCUAUGAGAUAGGUAAAAUAUUUUAUAAUAACAUUGGAUGAACGGAUUAGUAAAAAGUUGUAUUCAAUAUGAAUAGAUAUUCAACUAUUAUUUUUUGUAUAUUUUUUGUAUGGUACUUCCUAAUUAAUAAUUCCAUGAAGAUUUCUAUUUUAUUUAACUUUCAAUGUAAUUAUUUGAUAUUUAAAUAAAUUGUUUGGAUUUUUAAUAUUUUCUCACCUCUGUGUGUGCUGUUGAAUGGCCACUGAUUACUUUUAUUAGUGACAUAAAUAAAAUUGCAUAAAGAUGGUCCACAUUUCUCACUGUUAAAAAAAUAAAUUAUUUUAUAAUUUCAAAAAUAACUCUUUCUUAUUUUAAUUCAUAUAAAUCUAAUAUUAAAUGUGGGUCUAAGUGUAGGGUAUUGUUGAAUAAAAAAAAAAAAUAGAAAUAGCAGAUGAAAAUGUAUCUAGAUAUGCAGAGUAACCAAAUUAGUAAAGGAUUAUAAAUGAAUGUAUUAUGCAAAGUAGUGUGAGUGUAGGGUAACCAAGAAAGAAUACAUUCAUAUUAGUUUAACAUUAUAUGUAUGUAUGUAUGUAUGUACAUAUAUCAAAAUAUUAAAAAAAAAAAUCAAAGAAAUAAUUUGAUUUAAAAUUAAAGUUAGUUAUUUGAAAAUCAAAAAUUAUGUAAAAUAGGUAAUUUAUAAAUACUAGUUACCUACUUAUUUAUAAUAGUUGUGAGAAUCCUAUAAGUAGAUACCUACCUAAUUAUCAAUUAUUAUUUUGUUGAACUAUUAAGUAUACCCAUAAAGCAAAUAAUGUAAGUAGGUUCUGGUAUAUAUUUACUUUUAAUAUUUUAAUAUUUUUUUAAAAUAGGAAGUACCUAUUGAAUUAACGCAUUUAAAAGGGGGAAAGGUUUUUUAUAUAAUUCAGUAGUACAAAUUAUUUAUUUGAAUAAACUCUUGAAAUACCUACCUAUUUACAAAAAUGUUUACUGUCCAAGUGUGCAAAAAAAAAAAAAAUGUAAUAAUAAUAUUAGGUUGUGAAGCAAUUAGAUUUUGAUUACUCUACUCAGAAUCUAAAAAUAAUACAUAAGUACUAAUAAAAUUAUAAUUAGCUAUAAUCAUUCUGAUAAUAUAAUUUGUUUGUAAAUAAUACCUUGUUAUUAUUUUUCUUAUUUUGUAUUCAUUUUAUUUGUAAAAAAAAAGUUCAACAAUUUUUUGUAGGUAAUCUAUAAAUGUCACAGUAAACUAUAUAAUUAAAAAAUCUGUAUUAUAAAAUAUAAUUUUACAUGUCAAUAAUUAUUAAAAUUUGAAUCUAACAUUGUAAUUGUAGAUACCUAUAUCAUGAUUAAACAAGAAUAUUAAUUGUUAAUUAACCAAUAUCCAACAAAGAUUAGUAUGAUUUAUCAUAUUAUUAAAUACCUAGUUAUAAUUACAUAUAAUUAUGAUUUAAGUUGAAAAGACCGGUUUAGUAAUUAAGUUUUAUCUGGGGUCUUAUCCAGUGCUCAAAUUUGGGAAGAGGGAACAUAAGUAGAAUCCGUACAUCAGUUAAUUUUACAGACAUUUUAGCUUAUCUCUACUAGGUAUUUGUUUGAAAUGUAACACAUGGUACAUAUUUUUUAUUUAAGUUUUAUUAAAUUGCAUUUUCAUUAAACUUUGAACAUUAAAUAAUAAUAAAAAAAAAAAAAUGAUUACUACACUACUCUCAACUUUUUUUUUACCACUAACUGCAAUUCAUAAUAAACUGUUUAACAAUAAAUCGAUUACAUUUUCGAUAUUUUCACUGUGCAAAAAAAAAUUGAAAUCUCAUAAAACCAAAUAAAAAUCUUAAAACCUUCACAAUUUCAAAUGGGUAUAAGCCACAAAGAAAUAUUCAGAAUAUUUUUAAAACUGUACCUUGUCUGGAAAGAGCUAUAAUAUACCUAUAUAUAAGAGAUUAUUAAAAGUAUUCGGUGAAAUUUCUGGCUUCUACGAUUAUUUUUCACUGAACUACACCAAAACAACUAAAUCGAAUGUAAAAGAAACCGUUAUUGUAUAAAUAUUACAUUUGCUCGGGUUUUCUCCAUUAUUAAGAAUGCUUGUUAGGAAAAUUAAAAAAUAAACUCAUUACACCAACUAAAACAUAAUUUUCGGUACAAAAGUUGUUUACAGAUAAAAAAAAAAUGUGAAAAGAAAAUACACAUAGAAUCAAAAAUAAUUCAAAUUUUCCAUAAAAUACUUAUUUUUUAAAAAAAAAAUUUAGGUUUUUAUGUAAAAGAAAAACUGUUUGUAAUCAUAUAUUUUAAAAUGUUCUAUUGCCCUUAUUUUUGAGGGCAAAAGGACUGCCUACUUUUGAUUUUCAUGUGGAGCAAUCUGUAUUAAAAAUUCCAUAAAUUGAUUAAAUAUUAGUUUGAAUUCAUAAUGGUGUUAAUUUUAGAUUUCCGUCAACCCGUAGACGAGAUUUUUCACUUUUAAGUUUGGGUGGUAGUAGUAGAGGAUCAUUUGAAUGGGGGUACGCCGCGUGUCGGUUGAAUAGUGUUUCUACAACUCUGCCUAUACUUCAAAGAGGAAUAUUUCGUCAACGGGUUGAUGGAAAUCAAUAAUUUCAACACAAAAAUUAAUUUCAUCCAAUGCUCCUAUCUAUUUAUGGAGCUUUUAAUAUUGGUGCCAUUGGAAUAUCUUAAGUAGGUAAUCGUUUCACCUCUAAAAAUAAGAAUAAUUUAACAUUUUAGAAUAUAUGAUUCCAAUAAGUUUUUAUAUAAAUCAUUUUUUGAAAAAAUUAAGUAUUUCAUAGCAAAUUUGACUAUCUUAUGAAAUUUGAAUAACCUAUUUAUCUAAGGAACAACCGGAAAAACAACUUAGCUACAGUAGUGUUUUUUACUUUUUUCUGUAAAACAUUAACUGUUGAAUUAUGUUUAAUAACUAGUAUAAAGGGGGUGUGGAUGACAAAGUCCCCCACGGUUUUGUCUGAGCUCAAUAAUUACAAGAGGCGGUAAAUUUUUUUUUUUAAAGUCUUAUGGUCUCCUGUUUUACUUUUCCAAUUCGAGCACUGGUAUAAACUUUUGAUUUAACUUUAAUCAAAUGUAUGUACAUAUAGAUGAUUUGAUUGAUAAUGAUUAUUAAUGCCCACUAAACAUAUCGAGGUAUAGUUUAUUUUAGCCAAAAAAAAAAACAAUCGGGUUAGGUAAAAAAAAACAAAUCGUAAUCCCUAAUUGUUCUAAAUGAAGAUCAAAUUCAAAAUGCACCAUGGUAAAUUUUUGGAAAUUUAUUUAUGCCUGUAAAAACUGUAAAAUUUCGAUUGUUUUACUGAUUUAUUAGAUAAAUUAAUGAAAUCAUAAUUUUACAAUGGUAUUGAAUGGAUUCAUAUUGACAUAAUAAUAAGUAUAAAAUGUAAUAUUAUAAUGUUAUACAACUAUUAAUAGGGUUAUCCUGAGCCGUAAACUAACCUUCGAAAUGUGUUGUCUAGAUACAGGAAUAAUUGGACUCUUAUCACCGUAAUUGCGGAGGCGUAGUUCAAAGUUUAAUGAUUUAAUUUCCUCUGUCUAUAGUUUUUAAUGCGUUCAGUAAUAAUAUACGGUACCAAAGUACAAUAAAUUAUUAUAUCGAUUUAUCCCAGAACUUAUCCUAAUGCGUGGCUAUUUUGGAUAUCGAGAUCACGAUCUGCAUUCGCGGGUGUUUUCUUUCGGGUAACAAUAUUAAUACAUUUUGUAUUAAAGCCGUGGUCACACGAUGAUGAUGUUAGUUGAUACCGCGAAAGUAUAACAUCGCCUUCGCAAUAAUUUAUUAUCACUAUUCACUAUUAUUAUGACGUGUUCACACCGUGUGAUACUAUACGUGACAAUAAUACCGUAGUCUUUAUUUAUUAUUAUUAUUAUUAAUUAAUUAAAAAUGUUAUCGGAAUGAGUGAAAUUAAUCAUUAUUCGCGUGAAUAUAUUGUAAACGCUUUUUAUGAAUGUAUUCAAAAUUUGGCGCUUAGUUUCCGCUAUCGUGUAAUAGUGAAAAAUAUAAAACGAUAUUGUCCGCACCAAGAUAAGUUUUGCGAGUACACACCAUAAUAUUAUCAUAAUAGUAUUAAUCACACCGUAUUUUAGUGUAUAGUACGACUAGUGAUAUCGACCGUCACCGUGUGACCGCGGCUUUAUUCAGGUACAAAUAAUGAUUUUCUGAAUAAUUUAUUGGAUAUUAUUUUUAUUUUUAUUUUAUAUACAAUAUCUAACACACGUACCUAUAUAUUUCUUUUCAGUUAUCGACGUAAUCGUAUAUUUGAUAUUAAUAUAUUUAGUUAUUAUUCUGAUUCUUAAGUAUUAUUUAGUUACACUUUCUUGAUUACAAACAAAUUGCUUUUCGUGAAGAUUAUGAAAUUAAAAAUUAUUUUUAAUCUUUGGCUGGUUCGUGUAGUAUAGCGAUUCAUUUGUGUACAUGCGAGCCGAGAUAUUUACCCACUUUUUCACGUGAUCUUUUUUCAAAUAAAGUUAAAAUUUAAUAGUGGAGGAACUACGUUAUUAGAUAAAAAUCAUUCAGUGAAGGGUUAAGUUUAUACCUUGUUUGUGUAGGCUUUUCGUAUUUUAUGUUAAAACCAUUAUUUUUAGAUUCUGAGUGUAGCGAAUUAGUUUUACUAAGAUGGUUUUUUUUUUUAUAUAUAUAUACUGUCUACAAAAAUUCUACCAGAAAUCUGGCUCAGAUACAUACGCGUGACACCAUUUCUGAUAAGAAAUAUUGUCCAGAUCGUACUUUUAGAAGGGCAUUUUUUGAUUUUUCAAGUGGUUUUCAUAAUAUCUGAGAAAACUUAGGAUAAAACUUAAGAAAAACGGGAAAUUUACGAAAAUUAUGCUUUUACUAUAUUUCAAUUUUAUUAUUUGUUGUAAUUCAGUUAAAAAUAUUCGUAAAGACUUGAAAGUUGGAUAUAAAACUUAUAUUUGUCUUUUCUAAACAUGGUAAAAUUUUCGAAAAAUUAUUUCCAUGUUUAAGCUUUUUAUAAAAAUUAUAAUAUAUUUGUCUUUUUUAGACGUGGUAAAAUUUUCAAAAAAUUUAACUAUUUUUGAGCUGUUUAUUGACAUUUUAAUUUUGCAAGUUUGGUACGUAAUUUUUAUUCCUUAUGUACUCUGUAAUAAAAUUGUUAGACUUAACAGGAGGUUCAUUAAGAGUCUUGCUUUGUGGUCAAAAAAAGAAAAUUUGAAUUUAAUGUAGUGUUUUUUUUUUUUUUUUUUUGAUAUUAUGUUAUGUUAAAUAACUAAAUAUUGUCUUCUUUAAAGUAUGUUUGUCGUAAAUGAAUGUGGUUAUAAAUACCUAUUAUUAUCCUAGGGUAUGCAAGUUCGAACCCGUGUUUCUUUUUUACCUAAACAAAGAAAAACAAAUGCAUUUUGGGUGUACCUAGAGACUCAAGCUAUCGCUCACUCGGACUAUUUUAAUCAAAUACCCCUCAAUUUAUUGUGUUAACUUUUCUGCUCAAAAUCUUGCUCCGAUUUACAAUGAUAGCACUUUUUCUAAAAUGAAAUCUGACUGAGGAGGUACUUUAGAUAAGUAAUUUUUCGAUUUUCCUUAGAGUUUUCUCCAACAAGUGAGGAAAACGCGAAAAUCUGUAAAAUAUUAAACAAAUAUUAUUGAAGAAAAUAUAUAAUGCCUAUAAUUAUUUUACCAUAAUAUGACAUAUAUUUUGUUGACAAAGCAUCAUUAUCAACUGAACUGCGCUCAGAAUUGUUUUUUCGUUAGCAAUGGCUUAUCGUUGCUUACAGAUAUACAUUAAAUUAUCUAUAACAAGGACUGCACCCUACCCCAUUAUCCUAGGAUGUUUUUUAUUUAAUUUUUAACGUGUUAGGAUGACCUAAUCACAAAAUAAUUGGUGACCCAAUGGUCCUCUAAACCCUGGUAUAGUAGGUGUAGUGAAUAUAACAGUAUCAUAUCAAUGUCGAUUGAUAAAAUUAAAACCCUUGGGAAGGAAACUCGAUCCCUGCAGGUAUUUUCCGGUAGAAUGGGCAUGUAUUUUUAUUUAAAGCCGCCUUUAUUAACGUCCUUGACAUUUUGUCUGCAUACACAGGGCUUAGUAUAAUAACCUCGAUACUUACUAUAAUGUUUUCCUAGUAUUAGUAGGUACCUAUAAUUGGAUUUCACUUAUGGUUAAAUCAAACGCAUCACGAUUAGGUACGUGUCUUGCAAAGUUGCAAGGCCACGAUUUUCAUAUCCACAUGGGAUUUUGUUGUAUGUUAGCUAUAAAAAAAGAAAAAUUUUAAAAAAAAAAUCGCAAUUCUGUUUACGUAAUAUCUGUUAAGGACAAAUUUCAAAUUAUUAAUCACGAAUCAUGAUGGCUUAUGAAUAUGUAAUUUUGAAUAGGUAUAUAUACAAGUAUAUUAUAUUGAUUGUUGUAUAAAAAUGUCUCGCAAAUUAACCCCUUAAUAAUGUUUUCUUUAAUUAAUAUAUUAUAUUAAAUUAUUGCUAUAAUUUUCCGUUAGUGAGUGAUAUUGUAUAAUAUAUAAAAAUAUUUAGAAUUUUCAGAGCAAUAAUAUUUUUAAUCGUGCCGGUUCUUUUUAUAUACUUUUUUUUUAUUAGAAUCGAGCUGCGUACGGCGAAUUGACUUCUUCUGUAAGUCAUAUCACGCGUGUUUAAAUAAAACGUGAGAGUAUCAAUAGAUUUGACCAACGAUUGCAAAUACAAAUCAUUAUAUAAGCGCUCAUAUAUAAUAUAAUAAUAAUAUAUAUUAUAUUGUGAUAGACACUUAUGUAAAUUUAUUGACGGUCAAAAUCGGACUCAUUAAUCUUAUAAUAAUAACGUAUUUAUUAAAAUACCUAUGAUAUUUUACGAAAAUCUAUAGAAUCGAAUAUGUUCAAAGUAUUGUCAUCGUUCGAUUUACUCAAAAUCGGCUGUAAAACUUUAUUGAUAACUUAUCUUAUUAAUUUAAUAUUUUUGCCGGGUUUUGAAAAUCAAUUUGAUUACAAGUAUACCCUGCAGUGGUCCGAUGUUUGAGAAUUGUAUAGAAACCUAUUUUGUUGUACCCGAUCCAACACAAUAAGAAUAAAAUUCCAAGUUCAAAAAAACCAAUUUGAAUCUGCAGCUAUUUGAGAAACACCUUGUUCAAAAACCAAAACUUUCGAGAAAAAAAACUCAACCAUAGUUUUUCUUAAUCCCCACAAAUUUUACCGCUGUUAAAAAAUUGAACAAAUCGGGAUUCUCUUGAAGUAAGUAAAUCUAUAUUCUGUAUAAUAAGAAUAAACUAAAAUUGCAAUAAAACUGGAUUCUAUUUUUUUUAAAAAAAAAGAGCUUCUCUGCUUGUAACUUAGUUUGUCAUAUUUUUUUAAAUCAUGCGUAGUUAUAUUUAUUUCACUUCCGAAAAUAAUGGUAAUGUGUAAUAAUUUAGAGCUGCUUUUUUUUAAAUCCCCGAAGAAAACGAAAACUUUCCAAGAUAUCACAAUCGGUAUAUCUUCUUACUUUUGACUACUACAGUAAUUAAAACCGUAUUUCCUUUGGAGAGAAUAGGUAUAUAUAAAAUCUAAAAUAAUACAUCAAAUUACUAAUUUUUUUUAUGUCAAUUUCGAGCAUGCGCAUAAACAUUUUUUUUUUUAAUAGCAACUCCCCUCUUUUUGGGGGGGGGAGCAAUUUUUUUCCGCGAAUUUGAAUGGCCAAGCCAAUUUUCUAUAUUAAAAAAUAGCCAAAUUAUUGAUUUUUAAAUGUUUGAUAUUUGUUGUAUUUGGGGAAGAAGAUAAUCAAUAUCCCUCUCAAUAUGGCUAUUUAAAAAGCACUAGAAGAUAUCAUGAAGUGUAAAAAGAAAAUUGAUCAAAUUGAUGAAUAAUUAAAAAAUAUCAAUAAAUAAUGUCAAACAUUUAAAUAACCAUAACUCGACUAUUUGUUUAACAAGAGUUGGUUUGACCGUUAAAAUUUAAUUUUAAAAGAAAAAAUAAGAGUAAAAAUAAUUACUAAAAAAAAGGGGGGGGGGAGUUUCCAUUAAAUAAAUAAAAAGUUUUCAUGCGUAUGCACAAAAUUAAAUGACAUACAAAUAAUAGUUUAAUAAGUGUGUAACAUAGUUUGUCAGGCACACUAAAACACAAAAUUAAAAUAUAUUUAAUAUGUGCAAAAUAUCAGUGAUUACAACUAACGAUAUUACACACUGUAUAUUAUCUACCCAUUCUACCUAAAGGACCUCACUAUGCGUUUUCCAUCCCGUUGGGCGAGUACGGCAAAUUGACAACGAAAGACAACGCAUCUAUAACGGAACGUAUAGUUUCUAAUUAGAGGCACCACACUAUUGCGGCGAACCGCAAAUGAAGUAGGACAAUUCAUGCGUGAAGUAAACCGGCAGGACGUGAUAACGAAACAUUCAAUUGAAGGUUCACACUGCUGAUUUUCCAUAACUGUACUGAAAUAUUAUCAUACAGACACUAGUUUUAUUCGCGUAUAAAUGAACAAACGACAGGACAGUUACCUGAUAGUGUGGGAUAGUAGUCGGUAGGAUAAGCUUUCAUUCCCGUUCUGCUACAACCCCCUCAAACGAAAUACAAAUUGCAUAGUGUCACAAAGCUCUAAAAAAAUACAAGUUUUAAAGAUAAAAAUUCAUGCUUAUAAAAAUCUCACACUACGAAAUAUAGAACAUAUAUUAUGCAAAUGUUUAACAAAGAACAUUUAAGCUCUUGGGUUUUUUUUUUUUAACAUGCUUUAGUAAAUUAUGUUUAAUUUAUGCCAUUUUACGAGUUAGUUCGCGUAGACUUGGUCGUAAAGGAACAGAGUUUAUCGUCUAGAAUUAUUUCAAUAGUUUCCAGAUGUGCAUUUUUAAUGGGGAUAAAGUAUAUUUCGAUUUGUUCGCUGAGUGUGAGUGUGUAUAUUAUGUUUGAAUCGAAAAGUAUUUCGGUAAAAUAAUCGUACUACUGUACUUACCUAAUUGUAUAGGUAUACUUACAUUGUUUAAUUAUAUAACUAUCUGUACUUGAAUUUCAUUGAUCUUGGCGAAUUAAAUGCCCAUGGAUGUAUAAACCCUUUCUCCAUCUCCACCCCAUCUACCGGGAUUUACCUCAAACCUCUGUUCAGUUAUAAUAAUACCUAAUACCUCACUGUUUUAAUGUUAGUAUAUUCUAUAUAAUAUGGUUAAUAUGUUGUACAUGGAUAAUCACACGACUGGGGCAAAUGAUUUCUAGCAUUAAAUUUGCAUUUGUUUACGUAGCUCCAAAAAUGAGCCAGAUUAAAAGGAAUUUGUUUCAUGAUUUGAUAAAACCGAAUUUGUAAUUUUUUUAUGCAUAUUUAGUCCAUUUUUUGCCUUUUGGGUCUUGAAUGUUUUUUAAUUAUUUUUCCGUCUUUUUUUGUACAACCUCUCAAAAAUAACAUGUAUACAUUUUGCGUAUAUUAUAAAGGUAAAUAUCUUCUUUAUUGCUAUUUUAAAGCUACAUGUUCUCUUAUGACUAAAUGAGUAAACUUGUUUGCGCAUAUGAAGGUGUUCUCAGACUAGAAAUAAACGAUAGAACCCCGGGGGGGAAAAUGGUUUGUUUUGAUUAUUGGUAUACAUAUGUAACAUAAUACAUGAUCAUCGUUCCUUACAAGUCUAGAUGCACACACAGCAAUAGAGAAAACGUGUAUUUUUGUUAACAUGCCCUCGUUUAUUACCUAAGUAGUAAUAGUCAUUUAUUUUGAUACAGAUUCUUCUUUAUAGUAAUAAAAUAUAAUACAUUUAAAAAACACAUAAUGGUACAACAUUAUGAACAAGGCCAAAACGAUGCACAUAAAUAAACGCUAUUUAAAUCAGAGAAAACCUCACUGCAUAGCCAAUCGCGUGGUUCUUCCAUGAAAAUAUUAAAUGCAAGUCACGAACUAGUUGGCAGUCAUCUACACAUGAUGGAUCAAGACAAUUCGUCCGUUCGACUGGACUUAAAGUUGCAGGGAAACAAAUAAAUGCCUGAGUGUGUUAUUUAAAUUCAUUGGUUAAGGACCUAACCUACACCUAUCCUAUUUGUAAAAUAUAAUAUAAUCUUAAAAUUCCAAUAUCGCUUCCUCUGGGGCUUUCGGCCACCUCUAUUCGUAAGCUCAAAUUGAAACUUUGUCGAAAAUAAUUCUCGAUUUUUACUGCAAAACACGUCGAGUAAGUCAAAGGGGAAAAAUGUUUUUAUUUGCGUGAAUUUUUUGCCUUUCUUUAACCAUGUCACUGCGGGGAAAUAACAGGCUAAUAUUACAUUUUCCAGAGUGAUAAGAAAUAGGAUUUAAAAAAAAAAUACCAUCUGUUAACAAUUUUAUUUAGUAUCAGUAGUGUAAUGGCGAUGAGCGACCAAUAAACAACGAGAGACAAGAUUAUCGAUUUUUCAACUUAAAAAUCGAUCUAUACGGUUUUUCAACCACUAAAUAUUUUAGGUUAACAUUUGGAAUAUUAACUUUCUUGGAGCAGUAUCAGGUUUGGAGUAAGGAUAAGAUUUUUAUGUUUCGAAGUCGUUAAACUUGGAUGUCGAUUAAAUCGCGAGUGUUAACGUUUGCACGUUAUAAUAAUUUUGUAGAUUCUUUUUCGUCCGCAAAUCUUGUUCCCCGUUUCUAUAGAGAAAGCUCGUCAUUUGGCCUUUGAAUGGCUUACGGUUUUUUCUGUUUGUCGCUUUGGUAACGAUCACGUUGUUCGCCGUACGCCGCCAUACCUAUUAUAUUGUCCUAACCUAACCUAAUAUAAAUAAUGUUUUAACAAUAAUUGUUAUCAAGUAUUUCUCUACUCUACGUAUAACGGGGCCAUAUUUAAUGGGAACCUCAUAAACCUUACUCGAGAAUUAUUGUAGAUAAUAACGGUGAAAACCAUGCAUACAAUUUUUCAAUUUUUGAUAUUGUAGUACAGUCGUAUAAAACAAAGAGCUCUGGACAUUUAUACUAUACAAUUAUAUUGUAUUAGUAUACGAUUUUAUCAAUUAGGUACACGUUGCAAUUAUUCACCAUAAUAAUAUAGUUUAUAUUGAAAUAACAUUUUAAUUGUAAUGUUUAUACAAUAAAUAUAAUAAUCGUAAUAAAAAAAAAAAUUCUACCGUGGCGUAUAAUCCAUUUGUAAGUGCAGUUAUUAAUAUUAUUAUCAUAACUAAAUUUGAAAUAUAAUAAUAUAUAUUAAGUUUAUAUUAUAUAUUUUAUUUAGUCACAAUUUUCUACUCUUCGGAAAUUCUAAUAAUAUCAAAGACCGAAUGUGAAGAAAAUGUAUAGUUUUACUAUAAUAUUGAUAUAACGUCUAUGAAUAUAACGUAUUACAAUAAUUAACUAGCAAUAUGUUUUUAUUUAUUUUAUUUUUUUUAUGUUCAUUUAAAAAAUGAACGAUAUAUUAUUUAAACGUAAACUGAUUUGUUAAUACACAAUCAUUUUAUAUACAUAAAUUUUUUAAUUCAUGAACAUAUAAUUUAUAAUUUUCAUUUAACCAAACACUUGUAAAUUUAGCAUUUGACUGUAUUAGUUAUAUUAGAUUGUUAUUAAUUAUAGUAUUAAUUAUUGUUCAAUAGGCGUCUUGUAACCGUGAGUAAAUAUUAAAUUGUUUACUGAUGACAUUUUUUUAUCAGUUAGUUACUGUAACCCGGUUACUCUUUCUAGUAAACACCAGUGCUUUUUUGUAACCGUUCAUUUUGAGUUGAUAGUACAUGGUUUACUAAUGUUCGGUUACUAAUUACAUUAAAAAAUACACACGUGUGUUAAGAUUAAUAAUAUGCAUUUUCAAUUUAAUCAAAUACACGACACCCGUAUAGUCGUUUUGUUUAAUAGUGUAUAAUAGUUAUAGUUAAAAUAAAAAACACUAUUUUUUGUUGAUUUUAUCAACACAGUAAUUUUGCUGGUAAAAUUAUGCUGAACAUUUUUGUACAACAUCAAGUUAAUUCUAAAAUGUUCCUUGGGUCAUACAGUAUUUAACGUGGAAAUUAUGUACAUUGUAUUUUAUUAUGAUCCAUUUUUCGAUAUUAGCUUCCGAAUAAUUACUGAACUAGACGUAAGAUUGUUUAGAUGACGUUUAGGUUUCAUCAUGACCAUGAUAAUAUUAUUAUCAACAUUAUCAGAUUCUAUUAUAUAGAUAUUUAUUUAUUUAUUUUUUUUUUUUUUUGGAAAACUCAUAGUUAAAAUAAACUAUAUUAUGUAAUAUGAAAAAUAAAUAGGUAUUAAUGAUUAUAGUUUUUCGAUCAUAAUAGUGUUAUCAAAUAUUUCAGUAACUAAAUUUACAAAAAUGUUAUUUUUUAGUUUUUCAAUAACCAGAAUUUAUAACCGUAAACUUAUUAAUCACUGAACUGUUUACAACGUCAAAACACGCCUAAUGUAAAUAACAUUUUUUAGAACUAAUAAACAAACUUAUAUUAUCUAUAUUAUAUGAUUGUGCUUUACUAUAAAAUUAUAUUAUAUUGUUGUUAUCGCUCUCUAUUAUUAUUCGCUAUUGAAAUUCAAUGAUGGGCUAGUUAUAAUAAUUUAACGACGUUAAAUUUAGACGUAACUAAGAUUUUCAGUUCACUAUAUUCAUUAUUUGAAUCCAGGAAAAUGGGAGCGAUUAGUAGAUUCCUUGGCCCCGAUGGCACAAAAAUUCGAGAAGGAGAGAUAGCCCUAAAUACCAUUAGAAAACAAAAGCGUGACUAUUCAUUUUAGAUUCUGAGUAGAACGAGUGAUGUAUUUUUUAACAAAAAACACUUCAUUCAGUAUUAAUUUAAAAUGUUUAAAUUUUAAACAAACAUUUUAAUUUUUUAGUGUCUAUUCUAAAUUGUUUUAAGUCUAAGGAUUAUCCCUUUGGAGAAAUCCAUACUUGACCUCUUGGCAAUCAAAAUUAAUAUUUCUUAAAUUUUACUUUAUUUUUCAAAGCGUUCCUGUAGGAGGGCUAUAUUAUAUAAACCUGUACACAUAUUCACAUGGACUAACCCACUCCUCUCCUUAGUUACGCCGGCUGUCUUGAAAAUACAAUUUUAAUUCUGUCAGACUUUUUUGGUGUAGAAACACUUAAGUAUUAUUAUUAUGUUUUAUAUUCCCUAAAAUAUGAUUUUGUACCAUGGUUUUUGGGAAAAAAACGUUUUAAAGCGUGUCACUGAACAGAUUUCUAUUGUCUCGCAGCGGUUACAAUGUGUUGGUAAAACGUAUAAUAAUACAAAUUACAAAUAAUUAUUAUUGUUACUUUCAUAUUGUUAUACAUGUAAUAUCUUCAUAAUACAAUUAGACACUCAAUCAAGAUUCGUUUAUUUGUUAAUUGUUUUCUAUUUUUGCGUGUAAAACUCCUCGAUUGUUAGGUUGGCGUUUGCCCGCAUGAAAUUUACACGAAUGUUCCUAACCUUACCUACGGCUACUGUUCAAAAAUUUGUUAUACAUUUCGUUCGAUAUAAUUAAAAACCAAUAAACUAUUUUAAACAGAAUUGUUCACACACUCGAUAAUAAUACUCCAUACUAUACGUACAUUCAAAAUAUAAUAUUUAAAAAGGCUGAUACUGCUGAUAGGCAAGUCACUGUUUUAGGUGGAAAGUUUGAAAGGAAGAGUAAUAUAGAGUAAUUUGUACGCAGCGAAAAAUAAUUCUGAACCGGGUUAAUUUUUCGUAUUUAUCUCCCAUUAUUACCAAGGUAUUUCAGAAGUCAAUAACAGGUUUACAAAAUAUUGCCAGUUUUUCCCAUUUACUAAGAAAAAUAAAUCAAAAUUACCUCAACGCACCGACUCAAUUAGAUAAAGAAAACUACAAAAAAAUUCCUAUACAGUGGUUCAUUGGAACAGGAUUUCUAGUAGAAAAGUUGUUGGCAGGUGCGAAAAAAAACACAUCUCAGUAAAACCAAUACAUUGUUCUCGCUAUGUUCAGAAUCUAAUAUAUUUUAGAGCGUGUUGCACUGUUGUUGCCUAUCGCGCACCUAUUUUAUUCGAUGUUUGUAUAGCGUGAUGUAUUUAGAGACCCUGUGAUUUAUAUUUUAAGUAUUCGCAUUAAUAGAUUUAACUGUAUUCGUUUAUUCGAUUUAGUUCAUGAAGUAUGAAUGAUGAAACAAGUCAUUAGUACUGUUUUAUAUCAACUAUUCGAGUAUCAUAGAUUGACUUGUCAAAAAUUAACGACUUGUGCAAAUCAUAUUUUCAAAUGGCACGCUAUUAUAUAAUAUACUCGAAAAUGUCGUUGAAAAUUAAAUGAUACUUAUCGAAAAACAUAUUUAUUUUUUUAAUUUUAAUUUUUUUACAUUAGGUUCCAAUACGAUAUAUAUUACAUUUCAAAAAAAAAAAAAAAAAUUAAAACAGUUAACCUGAUUUUUUUUUUUCAAACUUACAAUCACAGAGAGUUGACUGAAUCUUGUACAGCCUAUAUUAUGUAUAUAUUGUAUGUAAAUGGAUCGUGUAAUUUAUGUAUAUUUUCUAAUUUCGAGGUUAGUUUCUCAAUAUUUUAGUACAAAUUUUAAUAAUACAAUGACCUAGAUCAUGUAGGCACUAUACUUUUUUUAAACACUUUUGUAAGUACUGCGAACAAAAUAUGUUUAAUUAUUAUUUUCUAAAAUUAAAGUUUUAAACGAUUCAAUUUCGUGUUUUAAUAUAUCUAGUAUAUCUAGUAUAUAUCUGUCUAUAAGUUUAUGGCCAUACCUGCAAUUUAUUUUAUUUUCCAUUUCACUUAAUAGUCCAAUGCAUGCGGGUAAACAGAGCCACGAUUAUCCGGGGGAAAAAGUGAUGAUUACGGCUGAGUAGAAAUAUUAUAUAUUCUUUAAAUAAUGUUUUUAAAAUGUUUCGAGCGUUUAUUGAAUUUUGGCGAGUGUUGCUGGGGCCUAAGGCUGUACCACGCCAUAUAAUCUUUCCCUGUGUGCAAGUCCUAUGUCUGUAUUUACCUACUGUGUCCAUUAUUGAUAUCAAAAAUUAAUUUUCUGAAAAAUACCGCGCAACUAAAUUACAACGACAAACCGAAGCUUUUUAUUAUAGUCACUGGGCCGGGGAACCCGUGAGGGGGCCACGGUUUUACGGAUUUAUAAGGGUCGCGUGGUAUCUGAAAGAAAUAAUAAGCGAGCGAUAGGCGAAACCGGAAAAACUGUUCCAGACAAAAUCGUUUUGAAUGUUUCGGUAGUGUAGUCGGUUCCCCGUGCCCGGAUAAUGUUGGGGUAAAAACAUUUUCGUAAGUUGUAUUUUUUGUAAGUGUUGUACGCGUAUAUAAUAUAAAUAUAUAUGUAUAAAAUAAUGCGGCGGCGGCCGUGCGUCUUCCCCGCCACCGCGUGUGCAUGUACCGCCGCGGCCGCAGAUCGGUGUGGAGGAGAAAUAGUAUAAAUGCCGUUACCGGUACCAAUCGAUCGCGCGACGGCGUGCACACGACUCGCAGCUACUACAGCGUUGCCGGAUUGCGCUCAAACACGCGAGCCUGCCGCCACCGUUCGAAAUUUCCGGCAGAGUACCCGCGGCGGCGGCGCUGCUGCUGCUGCUGCUGCUGCUGCCGCCGCCGCCGCUGCCCAAACACUAUCGCCCCGCGACGGGCGGUUUACGGGUCGGCGGCCCCCGUGUCGGCGCGGCGGGUAAGAGAGGUAUGACAUUCGCUCGAACUCGGAGCCACUUAAUAUCGUGCCAUUUUCAAUUCCGUCGACUUGAGAUUUCCCUUUCCCUUUGUACGCCCGGCUGCCGCCGCCGUCGAUGACGAUAAUAAUUUAUCCAAAUUUCAAAUAUAUUUGGUCCGCCUCCGCCCGUGUCUGUCCGGUAUACGGUUUUCCACUGCGCGCGUGUGAUAUGAGUACGCCGUGACGAGUUUUCCGCUCACGUCGCACCAAAUAUUGUGGACAUUUUUUUUUUUUCCGACGAUAGAUAAUCGCCCUUUGUUACACGCCGUUUUCCCGACAUUUCGUCAACGCUGGCUGUUUACUGUUAAUUAAUAAUUAAGAGCCGAUUUUUCAAAAUAGUUAAUAAAAAUCGAUUUCGAUCGAAAGCAAUUUUCCGAAAACUUUCAAAUAACCGAUUUUACUCUUCACGGUCAUAUAUUUAGCAUACGUGCAAAUGUGAAUCGGUUUUCGGUUAAAAUCGGAAAACUCUGUUUCUCUAUGUUUUCUUUUUUCGUUAUCUCCGCGCCCGCCAUCACAUCUUGCAUUUUCUUGUAUUGUAUUUUUGCUAGCGAUAUUUUCUGUAAUCUCAAUCGUAAUUUAAAUAUUUCGGACCGGCUAUCGUUAAAAACCGAAUUUCAGUUAAACAUAUUACUGCUGUUAUUAUGAAAUAUGUAUUCUAUCCGUCUGUCGAACAAUAGUAAACGGCUUUACACACUCGAUACAUCCGUAAGCGAUACGUAUAGCUAAAUUUGUUGUAUACGAGUUCACUUUUAUUCGUUGGUUAUCACACGGUUCUAUAACGAUACGGCCAAUAACCGAAAAUUGUGUGUGUUCAUUCUACUAAAGUCUAAAAGCCGAAUAAAUUGCGGCGACAACGGUUCAUUUUGAAAAUAAAAUAACAUAAACGACCCGAUACUCUUACUCCAUUCGUAUCUCGUACAUUAUUUAUUAUUUAUGUACUUGUUGAUUAAGUAGUUGUUUUUUUUUUUUCGUAAUACAUAUUAUUAUCUUCGGUCCCAGGGAAGAACGGCCAAUUCAAUUCUGUACAACCGAAUUCAAUUUUGGAAAUUAUCAAAUGACAUAAUCGCUAAAUAGCCAUAAAUUAAUAACAUGUGUUAAAGUAUACAUACACUUAUGUAAUUUAAAAAAAUAUGGAAAAGAGGAAAUUAUAAAAAAAAAAAAAAAGUCAAAACUGAUUUAAACCCUGAAUUCUUUACUGGGACCAAAAAUAUGCGUAUAUAUAAAUGGAUAUAAAAACACAAGACCUGUAAAAAAUAGUAUACAGUUGUGAUAUACUUCUAUUAAGAGAGAGUGAAUCGGUAUUCAUACUAGAUCUGUGUCAAGUCGCUAAGAGCAGUCAUUAUUUUUUGAGGGUUUUAAUAUUUUUCCGGGGGGGGGUAUAUUCUCUUCCGCAUAGUAAAUAAAAAUUAUCAAAGUAAUAACACGAACCGAAUAUAUCGUAAAUUAUCAUUGUGCAAAUCCUGCUAUUUCUCAAGAUAAAUAAAAAAAAUGAUUAAUAGCAACAAUACUUUUUGCUUUUAUAAAACGGCCAAUUGUGAGAAUUAAAGCCAAAGCACACUUAGGGUACGCCGCUGCUACACAUUAGAAAUAUAAAAAAAAAAAAAAAAAAACUAUGUGACUGUAUAUUAUGUAGGUAUGUAUAAGUAUAAAAAUAAUUUCGAUAUUGACAUUAAAUUCCAAAAAACAAAUCAGACUUGUAAGUACUUAUACGAAUUAAAAUGUGUAAUUUUAUAAAAUACGAUUUUACUAACCUAGAAUACUAAAAAUUCAAAGUACAAUAAUUUUUUUUUAUUAUUAAGUGUUCCUAAAAUGUGAUUAAGAGUGUUUCUAUUUCUUUGGUAAUUAUACGUUUGCUAUAUUAUAUCCGACGCGGAAUCGUUCGUCAAAAAUGUACCGCAAAUGUUUGAAAUUUCGACGACCUGUAUCGAGCUGUUAUUAGUUGAAUAUGCGUGGGCCGGUGGAAAAAGCUAAUACUGCUGAUGAGUGUGCCGUUGUUGUUUUAAGAGGGAAAUUAUUGGAAAUGAGGUUGUAUAAAAUAAUUCAAUUUAUAAUUAUGUGCAACGAUAAACUAUUGCUAACGAACAACGAUUCUGAGCAGACUAUUAUAAGUUAUGAUGUAAGCCAAAAUUAACUAUAAGAAAAAAAAAACAAGUGUCAGUUAUUAUUGUUAUUAAUGAAAUUACAAGAAAAAUCAAAAAUAACCUUUCCUAUGAUCAUCAGCUAGAUAAAAAUGCUCCAAGAAAUUUUGUAUAAAGUAACGGUUUUCUCUUUAAAUUAAAUUUGGACUGCGUUCAUCAUAUCGCCUACGACUUCUGGAUCAAGUGGAAAAUAAAAUUGACAGUUUUAGUAGAAAAUACCAUUUAGAUUUUACUACAUUUCAAGACAAUGUAUUUUUACACCAGUUAUUUUUCCAUCGAGUUUUAAGAUAAUUUUUGCAACCAAACGGACCUUGGACAAACGAUUUUCAAAGACGAUAGUUCAGUUCAGUCAACCUGGGUGUAUAUAGCACAUAUAUAUAACAGUAUUAUUAUUAUAGAGACACGUGAACACGUUCGAUUAGACACAAUCAUUAUCUCCGUUUUUAUAGUUCUGAUUGAAAAGUUUUACUCGAAUGUAUUAUAUUAUUAUAUGUUUACAAUAAUUAAAAUUCUGGUACCUAAUAUACCUAUUAUACGAUAUCGGAUUUCAAAAAUAUUUUAAUUAUUUCUUCAAUAAAUAUCGUAGGUAAUAUUGCUGAUUACUUAGGUACCUAUAUUACUUUACACCUACCUGCCUAAAUGUUUUUUAUACUCGUUUCACUUCGUGUAAAACAUAGAUAUUUGUGUUGAAUAAGUAUUAUGAGACAAUAUCGACAGUUAUAUCUGUAACGCGGAUUCUUUUACACAGUGUUCCCAGUGACUUGUGUGUGAUUGGGAGAGAGGAUAUAUGUAUGAUGUAUGGAUUCCUCUUGGACCCUGGCUUUUUACAAUUUUAUUUGAACAGUUAUAAUUUGUUGGAAAGUUAAUAUUCUGAAAGUAACUGCAUUGAAAACCUAAUUCAAAGGAAUUUAAAAUAACUAUAAAUAAACGGAUGGAAAUAAAAUAUUAGAAUUCUAAUGGUAUUGUGUGUAAAACAUUUGAAAAUAAUUUUACUAAAAGAUAAAAUGUCGGACCUCUAACUUUUUGGAAAAUGUGAUAACGGCUAAAGUACCAUGAUUGCAGCAAAACGUAUUUGCGUGUUUUGUAUAAUCCGUGUAUUAUUGUGUUUUAUAUCCAUGAUCUACUGCAUCCCACGAAGAAUAUAAAAUAGACACUUGAUCAGCCGAUAGAUUCUAGACUGAGCGUAACGAUGAGUGUAUUGGUUUUAUCAUGUGUAUUUUUUUUUCUGUCUGUAGUCAGCCUUUCUACUAAAAAUCUUAAUCAAAAUAUGCAAAGAGACCUUUUUUUUAUUUGUUUAUUUUACGACAAUAACGACUUUAAUUUAGUUUUUCUACCAGAAAUUUUGCUGCGAAUUUCAUAUAUAGCAUUUUUUAAAAAAAAAAAAAUUAUAUACUUGAUGUCUUUUUUUUUUUUACUUUUUUGUAUAGUUUUAUUUAAUAACCGGGAAAGUUUUCAGAAUUAAUAGUUUCAUUAUUUUCGAUUUAUUUAUUUUGUUCAGUUAAAAAUAAUUAUAGAAAUCUCAAAUUUACACUGAAUAUUUAUUUGUGUUAGGCUUUUGUGGACGUGGUAAAAUUUCAAAAUAUUGUAGCGAUUUUAAAUUAUUUAUAGGCAUUUGAAAUUUUUAAGGUUUUUGCUUGAAAAUGUAAUACGGGAAUAGUUAUAAGUUGAACUUAAUGUUCAAAAAGUUAAGCAUAAUGCUGCAAUUUUUUUUCAUAAGCGUGUUUUAAGAUCAAAUUAUUAUAAAAUCGUGAAAAUUACGGUAUAAAAACAUGUAUAGCUGAACUUCGCUCAAAAUCGUUUUUCGUUAGCAGUGGUCUAGUCUAUUGUUACGUACAGAUAUUAAUUAAAUAACUAUGUAUUCUAUCUUCUCAACUAUCCAACUACCACAGUCGCAUACCUAUCCCCAGUAUCAGUAGCUCUUUUUUCAAUUUUGUUUCCUUGUGAUCAGAAACCUAAACCCAUGAUACACGUUUGUUUCUCUUUUUAAAUUUUAAAGUCAUUUAUAGUGAUAAUAUGUGCCGUGGGUAUAGUUUUAGGAUUUAGUUUAGACAACAUUUUUCAAUAAAAAGAAAAAAAAACAAAAGUCUUAUAGCCCAUAUCUGUUUUUAUGAAUACAGAUCAAAGGUUUUCAUGUUACUAAAUUUUUCAUUUAAGAAAACAGGUAUUAAAUUCAAGAUUAAUGAAACUAACAAAAGAAUAUAUAAAAAAUAUUUAUUUACUCUGAUAAUCCAACCUGGAAAACCCAUGGAAAAGUUUGGGAACAAUCAUAAUGGAGUAUUGUGGCAACCAUGAAUUGGUUUUUGUAUUUUAAAUGAAUUUACCCUAUUUACCGGAUAAAUGUCCAUCACUAGAUUCGUCCAUUUAUUUCGCACGGGAAUAUACGGAGUAUCUAUUGCAGCCCCAUGAUUAUGACAUUUUCCAACAAAUUAUCAUUGAUUAAAAUUAUUUUUAUUUUAUUUUCAAAUUUUUAAAUUCAAAAGUAUUAUUUUUCAAAAAAAUUAUAUUUCUUGUAAUUAUUUUCCAGUUUUAGUGGACCAAUAAUCGGUAUACCUAAUUAAUGUAUCUGGAUUAAGAGAAUAAAAAGCUAAAACUUUGACAGGGUGCCUAUUUAUAUUAUGUAAUGUUUUCGAUUUAAACAUUUCGAAAAAUACUAGGAAGACUUACUUAUAAAUAAAGACAAAUCAUUUCAUUCGUGUAUUUUACAGUACCUACUCGUAGGUAUAUAAAUAAUAAUUUAUAUACUUCGAAUUUCGUUAUAUUUUAAUACGUAAUAUAAUAUCCUAACCGCCGAGGAUACGUGCUCACUAUAGUGUCUUUGUAGCACUCUGUAUUCGUUUUGCACGACCAACUCUCUCCUUUCCGACUAUGGUCAUCGUGUAAACAUUUCCCUUACUGCUACGUGACAUAUUUGUUAAUGUAUUUGUUUUCUGCUUUUGAACUACCCUUGUGAAUAAUUAAAAUCCUCUAAACGGUCCUUAUCUAAUGGGUAAAACUAUUGUAGUAGCUGUAAAUAGUAUGUUGGUGUCGUUCACAUGGUAUAUAAUAUUUUAUAAUGUCAUAAAAAUAAAAUGUAUUCCCUUAAUUUUAUUAAAGAAUCUAUAAUAAUAUACUUUUCAAUCAAUUAUUUAUUUGCUAUUUAAGAUUUCGACUUUAAUCUCAUCGCAUUAACAAUGUUCCUAUGAUGGAUUACAUAGAUAUAUAGCAACUUUGAUACUUUAUUUAUUUUUCAAAAUUAAAUUGUAUGUCUAUAACACAAUAAGAGUAUAAGUGACAUUUUAUUGAUUUCAAGUUUGAAGUUAUUGUAUUUAAUAUAAUUAUUAUAGUAUUAUCAUAUCAUCACUGUUUUUGUAUUAGAAUGAUAUAAAAAAAGUACCAGUAAAAAGCCAUAAUUGUGUUAACAGCUGUUGUGGACGCUUAUACCUUUUUACCUCUAAUCUAUUAUGGUAUUUUCAUAUGAAAACUAUUUUAGUGCGAUCUAGUAUUUGAUACUAGAUUGCAGCACACGAUAUAUAAUUCACUUAAUUUCUUUACUACAAAAUAGGAACUAAACAUUUUUAAAAAUUCACUUAUACCCCUUGGCUAUGUGUAUAAUGUAUACUAAGAAUUAAAAUUAUAUAGUUUUGAUCGAAUUUUCGUUUGCCGUUUUACCAUCGACCAUAUGACUAAUUAGUUAUUAUUAUUAACAAUGGUUUUGUUUUUUCUUUUUUUUUUUUAUAUAUAUAUAGGCACUGGUGAAUCGGGGAAAUCCACGUUUAUCAAACAAAUGCGAAUUAUCCAUGGUUCUGGUUAUUCCGACGAAGACAAAAGAGGGUUCAUCAAACUAGUAUACCAAAAUAUUUUCAUGGCCAUGCAAAGUAUGAUCAGGGCCAUGGACAUGCUCAAAAUACAUUACGCUGAUCCAACAUGUUCUGUGAGUGUUAAAUUAUCAAUUAUUUCAAGUUUAUUGAGAAAGUUAAAAUUAUUUUACUUACUAGUUAUUAUUAUGGGUAUAUGUGUACUCUAUUACUAUUUUUUAUCAUUAUUUGUACACAAAUUUUAAUUAAGCACUUCACAGUCCUAUUUAAAUCUUUCAAUGUUUAUUUAUUUUAAUGUAAAGCCUGCGUGUGCACUAUAAUUAAAAUUACAAUUUUGUGUCGUAAAUCAGUUUUAAGCGUAUAGAAAAUGUGAAAAAUUCACUUGUUUGCAUACAAAGCAGGGCUGUCCAUCAGAAGCUGGUCCCCCUAGGAAGAUCAAAAAAAUUUUAGAUUCUACAUAUAAAAAACACUAUAUACAGCUCGCAAGAUUUGUCAAUAAACUUGAGCACUCAUGAGAAUAUAUUCGAAAUAGAAUAUCUAUAACACAAGCUUAGGUGUAGACUGAACUUAAGAAUUGAAUCUCAAUGAAUUAUGUAACAUAAUAUAUUACUAGAAUCAUUUUUGAAAUCUAUUUAUUUUUACUUUUAAAUUAUUAUUAUUAUUUGCCUAAGUUACUUAUUAAUAUAUUUAAUGAAACAUUAAUUACCUAAAUAAGAUUCUUAAGUUAAGAGUAUCGAACUAAACAUAAGCCAAAGAAAUACUAUUGUACACAAAAUAAUUUGAGAUGGCUUAACGAGCUAGUUACUACCACAGUUCUCAAAUUGGUAAAAUAAAAAAGAGUAGUACUAUAAAACAUAAAAAGUAAAUAUCGUCCCUUGCAAUUAUUAAACUCAAUCUAACACGUGGGAGGCUUUUCUUUCAUACCCCGAAUUUUUAAAAACUGUAUAUUACUUACUAUUUUAUGUUCCUUGUUAAUAGUCAAUUCCCCGUCUAAAUAAAUAAAAAAAAAAAAAAUAUAAUAAAGGUGUAUUAAAAUUUUUGAAAAAUAAGUUAAAUACGUUUUCCCCCAUACGAUUAGAGCACUAGCUACUGAAACACAAUUAACUCUCCCUGAAAUAUAAUAUACCUAAAUUUUAUGUAGAAUAUUUUCAUGUAUUUUAUUUGUACAAGAAAAAUCAUAAAUAAUACAUUAAUUUAUCACAAUAAAUAUUGUUUGUAAAUACAAUUAAUAAUAUGGUAGAUAAUUGGUGCUCGGAUUUAUAUGUAUUAAAAAAACCAAUUUAGAAAACCAAAAACCAUUUUGAAAUUUUUAAAUUCCAUAUAAAAAUUAUUACACUUGAAUCAAACUAUUAUGAAACAGAACUUUAUUCGUCUUGAUUCUGAUAGCAAUGAGAUGUCGUAUACAUGUUCAAAUUGUUAAAGUUAAAUGACCUACUGUUUGGUUGUAACACAGAUUUGCACUAACUAAAUGAAAGUUCCACUUCAAUAGAAGUAAUGGAUACAAAUUUCAUAUUUGUAAUGUCCAAAGAAGUGAGCUCAGUUUGCAAUAUUAUCCCAUUUAUUCCACAAUGGAUAUCUCUAAUUAAUUUUAUUUACCUAGUAUAAAAUUAUUUUGUUUACAUACUUUUGGAACAUGGAAAAUUGUAUGUAUUGAAAAAUAUGUAAAAACAUGUAUUUUUGGAGAGAUGUAAGAAUAUGUAAAAUCAAAUGUAGUUAAUUUCAUUAAAAAUCACUUAACAUAAAUUUAUCAAGUCACAGUAAAAAUAUGUAUUUACAUAUAAAUCCGAGCCCUUUAGAUAAUAAUAACAAAUUAAUUAAUUUAUGUUCUUGUUUAUAUUUUUUUUUAAUUAUUGCCUAUCAAUGUUUACUUGCAAUAAUUAAAUAUUAAUGGAUUUCAAUUUGUAUAUUUUUUUUUUUUGUAUUUAUGGUUUCAUGUUUCAUUUUUAGAUAUCUGAUAUAUUUUAAUAUACUUUUAUUAUAAUGUAUCUUUUAAUAUUUUAAAGGAACGUGCUGAGCUCAUAAAAAGUGUAGAUUUUGAAACCGUCACGACUUUUGAAAGUCCAUAUGUCGAAGCGAUCAAAGCACUCUGGGGAGACUCUGGCAUUCAAGAAUGUUAUGAUCGCAGGCGCGAAUAUCAGCUCACAGAUUCUGCUAAAUAGUAAGUAAAAUAGAUCUUUCUAUAUAGCUUUCACACUUCUAGAUAGACUAAUUCUGUCAAGCAGUUAUUAACCCGUCACCACUCGUAUAGUUUUUGAUUUACUUUACUGGGUAAAACAUAAUUUUUUAUUACAUAAUACAAAUUGUUCGUAAUUUUAAACAAAUAGUUAAAAAAAACUUGUUUAAUUGUAUUUGAAUACUUAUUUUUCAGAUUUAGGAAAGUACCUAUUUACAUAAUAAAAUCAGUUAUUAUAAUAUUAUAGAGUUUACUAUUCAUAUAAUAAUGUUAAUAAUUUUAUUUUAUUUUUUUAACAUCUUACCAAAAUGUUUAAAGUUAUUAUAGUACCUAAUAUUAAAUCUUAUAAAUAAAAUAUAUAUAUAUAUAUAUAUAAUUUUAUUAAUAAUUAUUACAUUUAGAACAACACUCCGGCCAAACUUUUCCAUCACAUAAAUAACAGAUGAUAAUCAAACUAAGCUUGAUUACAACAACAAUAAAAAUGAUAAUAAUUACAAAAAUAACUACAAAUAUAUAUAUAUAUAUGUAUAUAUUAUCAAAAGGUACUAAAUGGACACUUAUAGACACAGCAUUAUUGAAAUAAUUUUAAUAUAUGCCUAUUGGUGUUUUUCUGGAGUACAUUUUUUAUUUCAUGUGAAUGGUGACAGGUUAAUGUAAAAUUGAAAUGAGCAUUGUCACGUUUCAAUAAUAUUAAGAUUUGCAGGAUUUAAUAGUUAAGUAUUUAAGGUUCUUUCCUACUAAUUUUUAAUCACUAGUAUAUUACUAUAAUAUUUUGUUUAUAUUUUGUGUACUUAUAGUAGGUUUAUAUUAUUUUUGAUACUAAAAUAAUUCUCAAUAAUCUGAUGCUCAUUUACAGUUAUUUAAUGGAAAUAGACAGAGUGGCCAGUCCAAAUUAUCUGCCCACAGAACAAGACAUACUUAGAGUAAGGGUACCCACAACGGGCAUUAUCGAAUACCCGUUUGAUUUAGAAGAAAUUCGGUUUAGGUAAAACUAAAAACAUGAUACUUAUACAAAUUAAAAUAUAUCGGUGUUUUUGCAUGGGCAUGUGUUUAUAGAAUAUAUACAUUUCUCUACACAUUAUUGCCAAUUUAUUUUUAAAAUGCAUGGAUGUUAUUGUUUAUAGCUAAUAAUACUAAUCAAACAUUUUAUACAUCACAUACUAUUCCUUCAACAAUCUCUGCGAAAUAAAUAUAACACUAACAUAAACAUGAUAUUCGAAUGUAUACUUUAAAACUAAAAUAUGCAAAUAUGCAUAUUGACUAAAGAUUUUGAUAGGGUGACAGUGUUAAGGUUCAAAAUUUAACAGCACUAUCAUACAUUAAUGAAUAUAUGGAACAAAUUAAGAUUAAUGAAGUGACAACUAGUAUUUUUCCAUGUACUAAUACAAAAACCAUGAAAUUUAUUUGAUUAUUUAUAAUAUAUAAAUAAAAUUUAUUUAAACAAAUAUAAUAUAUUAUGCAUAAUAAUAUGUCACACAGUUACUUAGGUGACUUAGCAAGAAUCGAGUCCCCCGAUUAUUUACCUACUGAACAGGACAUUCUACGUGCUAGGGCUCCGACAACAGGCAUUAUCGAGUACCCUUUCGAUCUUGAUGGUAUUGUCUUCAGGUAUCAUUGUAAAACGUGUAUAUUACCAAUAUCUUAAAUAUCCUGAAGUAGCUAACUCAAUUUCAUUGUGCUCCAUAUAAACAGAUCAAUAAAACAGUUAUAUUUAUCAUUUAAUAUUAAUAUUAAACUAAUCCUGUGUUACUAUCACACCAAUAGUCUUAGUCUUGUGGUUAGAAUACAACCAUUCCUUUGUAACAUAAGAUCAGUCACUUUCAAUAAGGUACUUUAUUUUGUUUAAGUGGCUUCUUUAAUUUAAAUAAGCUUUAAUUUUCAAUUUUUUCUUUCUAAUGCUUCAGCUAUAAUAUAUGUUUUAUUAUUAUUAUUUUAAACUAUCAUUAAUAUUGCUUUGUUUCUUUCAAAUAUUAUUUGUUUUACAGUGUACAAAUUAAUAUUAUGAUUUGUUUUCGAUCGCUAUUAUUACUAUUUUGCUUUUUGGUAGCAGUAAAUAAAGUGUUUUGUGUGAAAUAUUUUUAUUUUUAUUUAAAAAGUAAUACAUUUGGAAAUAAAUUUAGGAUGGUCGAUGUUGGAGGCCAAAGAUCAGAAAGACGAAAAUGGAUCCACUGUUUUGAGAAUGUAACGUCCAUCAUAUUCUUGGUGGCGCUUAGUGAAUACGACCAGAUUCUAUUUGAAUCCGAAAACGAAGUAUGUAUUCUAUCUUUUAUUCUAUUUCUAAAUUCACUUUUUAUCUUUUGUAUUUAUUUGUUUAUAGAAUCGGAUGGAAGAAUCCAAAGCAUUAUUCAAAACUAUCAUAACAUAUCCUUGGUUCCAACACUCAUCAGUAAUACUGUUUUUGAACAAAAAGGAUCUUCUUGAAGAGAAAAUCAUGUAUUCUCAUCUGGGAGAUUACUUUCCAGACUUUGAGGGUAAGACUUAUCUAAUUUAAUAAUAAUAUUAGCUUUUUAUUACAAUAUUUAUAUAUUUAAAAUAAAUAUCUAUGAAAUAAUGAAGUAAAAUAGUUAUUGUGUGAGUCUUUAGGUUUGGGGAAUAGAUUAAGUUUUUCAAAUUUGUAAUCAUGGUAUUACUGUAAUCAAACUUGUAAUUAGACAAAUAUGAAUAAUAAUUAAUAAUAACCAUCAUUUGAUGGUUACUACAAGCAUAAAAAACCUGAAAACGUCCAGGAGAUUUGAAGUGUUUAUUUUUUAAAAUUAGUUGACAAAUAUGAAGUCAGCAAAUUUUAUAAAUUCAAAUUUGUGACAACCUUGGAAUCCUAUUAAUAAUUGUUUUUUCGGUUCCAAUGUUAUUGUUCUUAUUAAAUAGAAAUUUGUCUUGUAUCAAAUACAAAAAUACUAAGUUAAACUUGUAAUUAUAAUUCAAAACAUUUCAUUAGAAUUAAAUUCCAGUUGGGAUUUAUUCCAAAUUCUCUUAAGCCAUCUAUGUGACUCAAUAGAUAAAAUAGCUCAAUAAUAUUUUUUGUUUUAAAAAAGUAAAUUUGUUUUUAUUUAAAUAAUAAGUAUUUAAUUAAUACUUUAUACAGUUCAUCAAUAUUUUUUUUUGAUAAAUAGGUAAUAAACAAGAUAAUGAUGCUGCCCAACAGUAUAUUUUGAAAAUGUAUCUUAAAACAAAUCCAGACCCCGAUCGCAUGUGUUAUUCUCAUUUUACUGUUGCUACAGGUUAUAUAUUAAAUAAAAACAAAAAAACCAUUUAACCUGUAAUUUUUUAGAGCUCAUCAUAAUUGAAAUUAAUAUUUGUUUUUAUUAUUACUUAACAUUGGCCUUUUAGUUAUCUUAUUGCACCUUAACCUCUUGGUAGUUUUAAAAAAUUAGAUCCUCUAUAAUUCAUAACUAAAACUUUUUUUGUAUAGAUACUAUAUUUUCUAAUUACUAAAAUUCAUAUUCAAAGACAUUUGUAUUUCAAAUUAUCUCUAGUUAAAAUUAUAGAAAUUCUAUUGUAUUCAAAAAGUAAAAUACCUAUAUAGUUUGUAAUUUUUCCUAUUGAACCUUGAAAUUAAACAAAUGUAAAAUAGGUCCAUUGGUCAGUUAAUUAUUAAAUUUAAAAAACAAGAUUUAACUAAGUAUAUUUUUCCCCACCUUAAUUCUUACAAAUUUUAUAAAAUUAAAUGAAAUACAUAAUAUAAUAAAUAAUAAAUUAAAAUUACCAAAAUGGUUAAUACUAGUAAAUAAAUAUAGUGAAUAAAUAUAUAUAUAAAAAUAAAUAAAUGAAUAUGAAUAUAGAACCAAAAACUUUACAACAAAAUCCCCCUUCAUUUGAAAAUGCUGGUAUAUAUAAUUUUAAAUGUAUCUGUAAUGAAUUUUAUAUAGGUAAGACAAAUAAAAAUUUUAAAGUAAGAUAUAAAUAACACUAAAAAUUAUAAAAGACUUCCUCUAAUUCAAAUUUUGCUAAACGUGUUUUAGAAAAUAACUAUAAUAUAAGUUUUGAUAUUAAUACAGACUUAGAAAUAUUAAAUACCCAAAUUAACAUCUAUAUUAAUUCAGUUUUGGAAGAAUUACACAUACACAUUUAAAAUAUAGAAAAAUAAUUUUAAUAAUAUUUUAAAUGUUUAAACCAAUUUAUUUCUAUAUUCUAUGUAUAAAAAAAAAAAAAAAAAAAUUCUAUUUAUUAUUUUUUUUAAUUUUUUUUAUAUUCAGUCGCGUUUUACAUUUUAACUGUGAUAUACCUGAUGAUAGAUUUUGAAUUUGAAACCAGUCAUAUAAUACACUCAUCAUAAUUCUUCAGGCGACACAUUCAUUUAUUUAUUUUAUUUUUACCAUAUUUACCUUAUAUAAUAUAAUAAUUCUUAAAAAUGCAACAAUAAUUAAACACCUUUAUACCUAAAUACGUUUAUAGUCGUGGUAACAUCUGAUUUGUUGAUUUUAUACAAUAUGUACAAUAUUAUAAUAUAUUAUAAUACAAAUCUAUAUCUUAAAUAAUAAUUUAUAAAUUCAUAUUUUUAUUUUCCAAAUAAUUGUCUUAGGUAAUCAAAGAGACGCCAUAAGUGCUAGAGAGUUUAUUCUAAGGAUGUUUGUGGAUUUGAAUCCUGAUAGUGAGAAAAUAAUUUAUUCACAUUUCACAUGUGCCACAGGUAUUUUACAGAAAUGAUAAUCAUUGUGCAUGAGCUUUGUGGAAUUUAGUAAAUUCUUUUUUUUUUUUUUUGUGUAUUUAACAUGCAUGUUAUAAUAAUACAAACAAAAAAAAUAAUACAAAUAUAUUAUUACAGUUAAAAAUUUGCUGAACAUCAGUUUUAUGAAGUGUUAUGAAGAAACAAUUCUAAACUAAUUAUUAAAAUGUAUGUAAUUAAUGGACCUGGACUUUGUACGAAUAAUAUUUAAUUUUGUUGUUAUUUAAAUUAAUUAGAAACCAAAAAAUUAGUGUUGAGCUAUAUUAUAUAUAUAUAUAUAUAUUUAUAAUUGUCCAAUCCAUAUUAGAUCAAUUUCAACCUUUUUAUAUAUAGUUAAAUAAUAAUGUUAACCAUAUGAUGUUUCUUCUUUACAUGCUGCUUGUUUUCACUACAAAUCAGACACGGAAAAUAUAAAACUGGUGUUUUGUGCUGUUAAAGAUACAAUUAUGCAAAGUGCUUUAAAAGAAUUUAAUUUAGCUUAAUUGUUAUUAUUAUUAUUCUUUUCUUUAUUUUUUUUUUUUUUUUCAUUUAUAUUAUUAUUGUCAAUACUUAUUAGCAUUGGUUAUUAAGAAUAAAAUACUUAUAUUUUAUUUUGCUUGUUUCAAAGAAAAUUAUUUUAAUGAAUAAAAUUAUAUUAUUUUAUUUUUCUUAUUGUUUUAUCUUUUUAUAAUUACUGUAGAAUCCGCUUAUUACGAUGCUGUAUAUAACGAUAUUCCAGAUAAAAUGAUUCCCAGUCAUGUGCUUAGUUGGUUUUAUAUCUUACGUGCAGUAAUUUUGGUCGAAUAUAACAAUGGUAUUUUGAAAUUAAAAAAUUGGUUUUUUCAUUCACAUAACAAUAAAUUGGUCCGGUGCGAUAAUUAUUUAUCUAAUCUAUAAUACAUAGUAUUUAGUAUGUAGCACAAUAUGUGUCACUGUUUUGAUUUCUAUUCAUUUAGGCACGUUCCAUUCUUAAAAAUGUCAAAUAAAAGACGUUUUUCUAUCGCUGAAAAAAUGAAUAUAAUUAAACUUUUAGAAAAUGAUUUGUCUAAUAAAGAUAUUUGAAAAGCAUUGAGAAUAUAUACUUAUAAACUACAUAAUAAGUACCUUUUUUUAUUCAUAAAUAUAUAAUGUGGUUUGUAUAAUAAAACAUUUGUCAUCCAAACAUAAAACAAAGUUAGAUAUAGUAAUGUAAUUCUUUAGGUCCUUUGAAAAUCGUUAUAAGCAGAUUCUACUGUAUUUUAAUAAUAUUAUGUAACACAUUCAUUACUUAAAAGCUAUUAAUCAUAGAUUUUGCUUGUGGGUUUUCAAAUUAUUAGGUUAUCUGUUAAAAAUUAUGAAACAUUAUAUUUGCAUGCAUUGCUGAUGGUUGUCAUAAUUUGUUCUUAUGCAUGCGAUUUGUUUAAGGUAAUAUCAAACAGUUUUAAUUUACUAACAUUGCCUAUGUAUUAACAACUUUGUGUUUAUUUUUGUUUUAUAUUAAUACUAGUAUGUUAUGUCAAAAUCAUGGUUAAAUAAAUAUUUAAAUUUUAAGAGUUUAUCCAUAAAUAUUAUAUGUGUAAAAAAUGAUUUGUUUAAUUAUUCACAGAUACUGAAAACAUUAGGUUUGUCUUUGCUGCAGUGAAAGAUACCAUACUACAAUCCAAUCUCAAAGAAUACAACCUAGUGUAAUGUUGCACAAACCACAUACAACCCCACAUAUGUUAAUAUUUUUUACUAUUAUAAUGUUAAAAUAACAAUACAAUUAGUAUAAAUCCUAAUUAUAUAUAAAAACAAACAAUAAAGAAAAAAAAAUGAGAAAAUGUAUCCUAAGUUUUUUGUACAAUAUUUUUAACUGAGUACAUUUUCUCUCACAUUUUUAUCUCCAUGAGUGUCCAUUUGUUAAUGUUGGUGUCGUGUGUGAGUCGGCGUGAAUUCGUCAUGAUUUCGAUAACAUAACAUAUAAAGGGUAACUAAAUUUUUUUUUAAUACAAGUUUUUUACUCGUGUAAAAAUGAAUUGAAAACAUUACGAUUAAUACUUUUUAUAAGAGCGCAUUUUUUUUUUUUUAAUUUUAUUUAAUUUUUUUAUUUUAAAAAAAAAAUAUAUAUAUGAUUAAUCUCCUACAUGUUCGUUGCAUUUAACCCUUAUGUUAUAAUAAUUAUACAAACUAUAUAAUAUUUAAAUUUUAAUAAAAUUGUCAAUAUAAAAUACGUGUACAUAAAUCUAAUGAGAUUAAGAAAUUAUUAAUAUCAGAAUAUAAAUGUUUAAGUGUAAGUAAAAAAGUGAAACUGUUCAAAAAAAAAAUUAAUAAAAAAUAUAUUUUAACUCCCCAUCAUAAUUGUUUUCUUUAAACAAGAAAUGAUAAUUUUAAUUAACAUCAUGAGGUGGAGGUUUAAAUUGUGCAAUUUUAAUAAUUUAUAUAAAAUAAAAAAACCCUCGAUAAAAUGUGUAAGGGUGGUUCUAGUCAGUCUCAUUAAAAAAUUAAAACAUACAUUUAAGCGAAAAUAUUGUGAAAUUCUCUGAGUUACCUGUGUAAAUUUUAUUAAUUUAAAAAAAAAAUUGUAAUUUUGGUAUUUAUAUUGAUAAUCUAUAUGGGAGACGUCUCAAUAAUGUGCUCACCCCAUUUUCGCUCUGUAUUUUAUUUAAAUUUAAGUCACUCGUUUUACUUGUUAUUAUUAUUUUUUUUUUUAUUAUUAUUAUUAUUAUUAUUAUUAUUAUUAUUUUUAUUUUUAUUAUUAUUUUUAUUAUUAUUUUUAUUAUUUAUGCAUAAUAUUAUACAUGUCUGUUUUUAUUUGUAUAUGCAUAGAGAAGUCGAGAAUUUUCCUCGACAAUCAAAACAUAUACUAUGAUGUAUCAACAGUUUUCAUUUUUUUUUUUUUACAAAUAUAUAUUAUAAGUAAAUUAUUACGAAUAUAUUAUUUUCGAGAAUUUAUCUAGCAGCCCAAUAAUAAAAAAUGUUCAAUAUACACAAUCAUUGUAGUGUAAUUAUAGUAAUAGUAACAAUUUAAAUGUGUGUUGUUUUAGUCACACGCGCACACACAAAACUAUUUAUAUAUUUAUAUGUCUCCAAAGGUGUUUUUUUUCGUGUUUUCAGAAUUAUUAGGAUUUCCAUACCAUAGAAAAAAGAACACCAAUGUAUGAGAACAAUUAUAUGUACCAUUUGUUUUUUAUUAUUUAUCAUGUUGGAUAAUUUCCUGUCAUUCUGGCAAUAUUACACAUUUCUAAUAUCAUUUGAAUGGAUAACUGUACCCUCCAUUACACACACAUGCCUAAAUAGUAUCAAUAUCGAUUUUUGAAAAUAUCUAGUAAGAUUCUCAAAAUGUAUCAUCAGACUUACUAAUAAAUAAGACAUGUACAUAAUAAUAUAUUUAAUUUCCUGGGGUGAUCACAUCAACUCGACCACCUGAUGUAUUAAAAUUCAAUGUAUUUUUUUUUCCUUUUUGCAUUGUAUAAAUAUUGUUUUAUACCACAGCAAGCCAUUAUUUUCAAUACUUUUAUAUAUGGUAAUAAGAAUUACAUGUUUAUUUGUCGUGCGUAAUUAUGUUGUGUUAUGUAUUAUUUAUUAUAUAUUUUUAAUUUUUUUUUUUAACAGUCAAACAAAAUUAAUGUUAUAUGAUUUAAUAAGACAUUUAAUAUUUUGUAAAUCACAUUUUAUUAUUUAUAUUCUGAUAUUAAAUUUUUGGUUUUAUUUUAAUUAUGAUAUAUUUAUUUUAUUAUUUUUUUUAAUCCUGGAAACUGUUUUUUUUUCUACCAAUUAAGGAAUGCUGCCAGUUUUUAUUUUUUAUUAUCCAUUAAUAAAACUAGUGCAAUUUCACUUAAAAAAAUUAUACACAAAACAUAAUUAAUAAAAAGUACUUAGUCAAAGUGUUUCCUGUUAGUUUACAGUACUAACAAAAUGUAUGUAUGUAUGUAUAUAUAUAUAUAUAUAUACAUAUUAUGUAUAAAAGUUGUUUUAAUAACAAUCAAAUGUUGGAUAAAUAUAUUCCUUGAGUUCAUAAUUUUGAUACACGUGUAUAUAGUUUUUUUUUUUUUCUGUGUGAUGUCUAAUGUGAAUUUUUUUCUAAAAGAAAAUAUACAAUUAUAUCGCU